UUCCCGUAUAUCUAUGUAUAUAAAUGAGAGAAUUCAGGCCCCCAAAUAUAUAGGGGAAGGUACACAACCCAAGGCCGCCAAACUCGCCAUCUCCUUCGAUAUACUCGCCAAUUAUACCACCCUCCGGUAUAAUUUAGAUAUAUAUAUAUAUACACAUACCCAUUUUGCUCUCCGCAUUCUAAUAUAUCUCAUCAAAAAAAAACAAUAAAAAAAAAAAAAAAAAAAAUGGAAGGUAUGACACUCACCGGAUUAUUGAAAGAGGUCGCCGGAAAAUUCCCCGAUCGCCGAGCGCUGUCUGUUUCCGGCAAGUUUGACCUCACACACGCUCGCCUUCAAGAACUCAUCGAACGAGCCGCUUCUGGCCUUGUCGCCGCCGGUAUUAACCCUGGAGAUGCCGUCGCUCUUACCUUCCCUAACACCGUCGAGUUCGUAAUAAUGUUUUUGGCUGUGAUUCGAGUCCGAGCAACGGCGGUGCCACUCAACGCGGCGUACACCGCGGAGGAGUUCGAGUUCUACUUAUCUGACUCCGAGUCAAAGCUUCUCUUAACCUCGACAGAAGGGAACAAGGCGGCUGAAGCUGCAGCUUCGAAGCUCAACAUUCCACAUGUCACAACUACUCUGUCUUCAGCCGACUCCGUGGUGACUCUCUCUCCAACUAAGUCCGACUCAGAUCCCAACUCGGUCUCCAAAAUCAUCAAUGACCCCUCCGAUGUCGGUCUUUUUCUCCACACCUCCGGCACCACGAGUCGGCCGAAAGGCGUGCCAUUGACACAGCUCAACUUGGCUUCAUCCGUGAAGAACAUCAUGUCGAUAUACAAACUCACUGAGUCAGACUCAACCGUUAUAGUCCUCCCUCUGUUUCAUGUUCACGGACUACUGGCUGGUUUACUGAGUUCACUCGCCGCCGGAGCCGCCGUCAUUCUCCCAGCCGCUGGCCGAUUCUCCGCUUCCACAUUUUGGUCAGACAUGCGCAAAUACAACGCCACGUGGUACACUGCCGUGCCUACCAUACACCAGAUCGUACUAGAUCGCCACGCCAGUAACCCUGAACCCGAAUACCCGAAGCUCAGGUUCAUUCGGAGCUGCAGCGCGUCGCUGGCGCCGGUUAUAUUGGCUCGGCUCGAGGAAGCUUUUGGCGCGCCGGUGUUGGAGGCUUAUGCCAUGACGGAGGCGACCCAUCUCAUGUGCACAAACCCGCUACCGGAGGAUGGUCCGCAUGUACCCGGGUCGGUAGGAAAACCCGUGGGUCAAGAGAUGGCCAUUUUGGAUGAAAAUGGUGUUGAACAAAAGGCUGGCUCCAAUGGGGAGGUGUGUAUCCGGGGACAAAAUGUGACCAAAGGGUACAAAAACAAUCCGGAAGCGAAUAAAUCCGCUUAUCUGUUCGGGUGGUUCCACACCGGAGAUAUCGGGUAUUUGGACUCGGACGGGUAUUUGCAUCUUGUUGGGCGUAUUAAGGAGUUGAUCAACCGUGGAGGGGAAAAGAUAUCACCAAUUGAAGUGGAUGCGGUGCUUCUAUCUCAUCCAGACAUUGCUCAAGCAGUCGCUUUUGGUGUCCCUGAUGACAAAUAUGGAGAAGAGAUAAAUUGUGCUGUCAUUCCUAGAGAAGGAUCAAAGAUAGACGAAGCUGAGGUGUCGAGCUUCUGCAAGAAAAACCUUGCUGCUUUUAAGGUCCCCAAGAAGGUUUUCAUCACCGAUACUGUCCCAAAGACUGCCACAGGUAAAAUCCAACGCCGGAUUGUAGCAGAGCACUUCCUUGCUCAAAUCUCAACCGCUCAAGUCCCCAAAUUUGGCGCCUAGACUAUGUCUAUUUAAUCUGAGUCGUUCUUUUUCAGACGAAUUGAUACACGGAUAUAAGGAUUUUUGAAAAUUGGGAACUGAAGUUCACUUAUUCUAAUUAAUUGUAACAGAAGUCAUGUUUUUUUUUUUUUUUUGGGGGGAUAUCAUCACAAAUAUAUGCAAUAAAAUUUCCUAAUUUUCUUUA
Cornus florida is the source of this 1981-nucleotide messenger RNA. Its product is annotated as oxalate--CoA ligase. Gene Ontology annotation, biological process: fatty acid metabolic process. Gene Ontology annotation, molecular function: medium-chain fatty acid-CoA ligase activity. NCBI's taxonomy places the organism in Eukaryota, Viridiplantae, Streptophyta, Magnoliopsida, Cornales, Cornaceae. The transcript is spliced from 4 exons. The coding region runs from base 226 to 1797 and encodes 523 amino acids. The record is from RefSeq and is a predicted model, not a curated record.